Messenger RNA from Coregonus clupeaformis (lake whitefish), 2885 nucleotides. Its product is annotated as synaptotagmin-C-like. The record is from RefSeq and is a predicted model, not a curated record. The transcript has 13 exons. Gene Ontology annotation, molecular function: clathrin binding; calcium ion binding; SNARE binding. Gene Ontology annotation, biological process: regulation of calcium ion-dependent exocytosis; calcium-ion regulated exocytosis; regulation of dopamine secretion. Bases 964 to 2652 code for a protein of 562 amino acids. Lineage: Eukaryota; Metazoa; Chordata; Actinopteri; Salmoniformes; Salmonidae. Gene Ontology annotation, cellular component: membrane.
CUCUCCCCUCUCUACCCCACAUAUACAUCAGUAUGUCUUUAGCACUGGUAGCGCUAUACAGUCAGCGAGCGGAGACCGAGCCCGCUUACUAUUCCGAGCACAGGGGAAAGAGAAGGGAGGGGAGAGUGAACUAGAAAGAAAAAACGAGGGUGAGAAGACAGAAAAAACAUUCCAAGACAAGAAAAUAGGAAAGCGUGAGAGAGGGGAGCGGAGAGAUAUCAUAUUGUUAAUUUCUCCCUCUCAGUCUACCCCUCCGCCUUAUCCUUCCAUCCCAGGUGCAGUAUUUGAGCCCAUUUUCCUGUCUUGGGGUAGAGGGCGGAAUGUUGAUUUUAAACGCGUCGCAUCUGGAAAAAAAAUAGGCUAGUGUUUGGAAGAAAAGGGCUUGUAGGAGAGAGAGCAGUCUCGGAUAAAACAUAGAGGUGAUAUUGGAGCCAUUUAUAAGACAUUCUAUGAAUCUAGGUUGGAGGAAAACAAGGAAAACUACUGCAUUCCAUUGAAUCCUCUUCGAACUACAUUACCCAGAGCUGAACCGUGCUCUAAUGCUGUUAGAGCUAUCCCUAUCUCUGUGACAUUAGAAAAAGAAGACGAACUAGUAUAAGGUUAUGAAUUUGUUGUAAGCAUAACCAAGUGUUGUUCAGCUGUAUCUUGGUGGAGAAGACAUUUCAAACAUGACAGGGACUCCUAGGAUUUACAAACAACUCUAAUACAGGAAAAGCCAAAGGGGUGGGUUUGGCUCACACAUUUAUGGGCGUGUCAGUCUCCACCUAAGUAGACAGCGCCUGAUAGAGCCCCUCCCCUUAUUCCUGGAUUGGUCCAAUCUCCACUGGCCCCAAUCUUCUCUCCCUCCAAGGAAGGUGGCCGGAUCUAAGCUCUCCUCACCCAGGUGCCUUCCAUUUGGUGAGGGCAGCGAGGGCUGUGCUGUGAUUGGUUGACUGCGGGUGGGAGUGCAAUGCAGAUUGGAGGAUGUCGGGGGACUGGGAUGAAGACCACCUGUGUAAGAAGGCACUCACUCUGGUGGAGGAGUUGUGCUUACACUCCUCAGCGAAGGACAGCCAUGAAGCCAGCUGCCGAGACUUCGUCUACAUGAUGAGGGGACAGCAGCACGAAACAGAGAUCUCUGUCAGCCUCUUGUCAGUGAUCGUGACGUUCUGCGGGAUCGUCCUUCUCUCAGUCUCUCUCUUUGUCUCCUGGAAGCUCUGCUGGUUGCCAUGGCGAGACAAGGAGGGCGGGGGCCUGAGCUUGACAUCGGGGCUGAUGCCCGGGGGCGUGGGUGGGAUGGGCGGCGGUGGGGGGGCCUCCCUCCUACCUCCUGUCAUGCAGAGGAAGGCGUCCCACUCCUCGCUCUACCCCUCCCUGGCCCAGCCCCAGCAGCAUCACCCCCACUUCUCUGACCUGCUGGGGGUGGAGAGUGGUCAGGGGGUGGGGGGCGUGGUGGGAGGGCCAGAACAGACCCAGGAACACUCCUACCUGGACAUGGACUCCUACCCCAACAACGCUGGGAAUCUUAAGUUGAGCCAGAUGUCUCCAGAGUUGCCCCCCACCACUGAGGGGGGAGCCGCCCCGCCCCACAAAGACCUGCCCAACGCCCACUCCCAGCAGCAGGUCACUGCACGGCCCAAGCCCAUGACUCACCAGCUGUCCAGUCCUGAUUUCCAUGGUGAGGAGAAGAGCGAGCAGGUGACCAGCAUUGGCCAAAUCAAACCGGAACUCUACAGACUGCGUGGGGGCGACCAGGGGGAGGGGAAAACGGGGGACAAUUGCGGCAAGAUCAGCUUCCUCCUGCGCUACGCCUUCAAUACAGAGCAGCUAGUGGUGAAGAUCCUGAAGGCUGUAGACCUGGCUGCCAAGGACGCCAACGGCUUCUCAGACCCCUACGUCAAGAUCUACCUACUGCCAGACAGGAAGAAGAAGUUCCAGACCAAGGUCCACAGAAAGACCCUGAACCCGAUAUUCAACGAGACGUUCCAGUUCGGCGUGCCCCUGGCAGAGCUGCACUCCCGGAAGCUGCACUUCUCCGUCUACGACUUUGACCGCUUCUCCAGACACGACCUGAUUGGCCAGGUGGUGGUGGACAACCUGCUGGACUUCAGUGAGGGCACCGGGGAGAAGCCUGUCUGGAGGGACAUUGUGGAGGGCACCGCGGAGAAGGCUGACCUGGGGGAGCUGAACUUCUCUCUGUGUUAUCUGCCCACGGCAGGUCGGCUCACCGCCACCGUCAUCAAGGCCACCAACCUCAAAGCAAUGGACCUCACCGGCUUCUCAGAUCCGUAUGUGAAGGCUUCUCUGAUAUGUGACAGCCGAAGGCUAAAGAAGAAGAAGACAUCCAUUAAGAAGAAUACAUUGAACCCCACCUACAACGAGGCUCUGGUCUUUGACAUCCCCCAUGAGGACAUCGACAGGGUGUCCAUCAUCAUCGCUGUCAUGGACUAUGACUGUAUUGGUCAUAACGAGGUCAUAGGGAUGUGUCGUGUGGGCAGUGACGCUGAGGGUCCUGGGAGAGAGCACUGGACAGCCAUGCUGGCCAACCCCCGCAAGCCCAUAGACCACUGGCACCAGCUCGUCGAGGAAAAACUUGUGGCCUCAUUUGUGUCAAAGAGUCCCGCAGCCUCCCCCAAGCCUCACAUCGUGGUGGACAGUCCUCACUCUGAGUAGAACUGUCAUUAUCAACUUUCCUUUCUUUCCGCUCAUCUGUGAAUAAUUCUCUCCAUCAAACAAAGAGAGAUAAGGAGACACAUCAACUGCUACUGCUGUUCUACUGCUACUAAUGAAUUUUCCAACUCCUGUCCUGUCCCAACAAAGCACAGGAAAACAGAUUCUACAUUCUAUACAAGCAACUCUUAGAACUCUGACAACACACACACACACACACACACACACACACACAU